This is a messenger RNA of Raphanus sativus (radish), 948 nucleotides long. RefSeq names its product fasciclin-like arabinogalactan protein 9. The coding region runs from base 85 to 819 and encodes 244 amino acids. The transcript has a single exon. NCBI's taxonomy places the organism in Eukaryota, Viridiplantae, Streptophyta, Magnoliopsida, Brassicales, Brassicaceae. The record is from RefSeq and is a predicted model, not a curated record.
CUCAUCACUAAACAUUUUUCUCAUCCAUAUAAAUCGUUUUACACCCAACCUCACCUUCCCAUUAAACUCAAAACUUCAAACGCAAUGACAACCAUUCAUCUAACUCUAGCUCCUCUCCUCAUCCUCGCGGCUGUCCUCCUCUCCACGGAGAUAACUGCUCAGCCCGCGGCUCCAGCUCCUGGCCCGGCCGGUCCUAUCAACAUCACGGCGAUCCUUGAAAAAGGCGGUCAAUUCACUACUUUUAUUCAUCUUUUAAACACAACACAAGUCGGAAACCAAAUCAACAUCCAAGCCAACAGUUCAUCAGAAGGCAUGACCGUGUUUGCACCAACAGACAACGCUUUCCAAAACCUUAAACCCGGAACCCUAAACAAACUAAGCUACGACGACCAAGUUAAACUCAUUCUUUACCAUGUUAGUCCCAAAUUCUACACAUUGGAUGAUCUGCUCUCCGUAAGUAACCCGGUAAGGACUCAAGCUUCAGGACGAGACGGUGCGGUUUAUGGACUUAAUUUCACCAGUCAAGGGAACCAAGUCAACGUAUCAACCGGUGUCGUUGAAACACGUGUUAGUAAUGAAUUAAGGAAAGAACGUCCUCUUGCGGUUUACGUGGUGGACAUGGUAUUGUUGCCGGAAGAGAUGUUUGGAGAAAACAAGGUCUCGCCAGCGGCACCUGGUCCAAAAUCAAAUUCUCCUGAUGUCUCCGAUGACUCAGACAAAGCAGGGGCUCCGUCGGAUAAGUCUGGCUCCGGCGAGAUGAAGGCUGGAAUAGGAUUUGCUCUUGGACUUAUUUUCUUUUUUUUGAAACUCGUCGUUUGAUUUGGGUUUCUUUAUGCUUUUUUCUUCUUUUUAAUAUUUAUUUUAUUGUGGGUUUGUUAUAAAAGAAAUUUUGUUGAUAUGAUGCAUGAAUUGGAAACUGAAAUAAGAGGUUAUAUUUCAAAUUGUGCG